Molecule: messenger RNA, 972 nt
Organism: Lachancea fermentati
Lineage: Eukaryota; Fungi; Ascomycota; Saccharomycetes; Saccharomycetales; Saccharomycetaceae
Source: the annotation of a GenBank genome assembly
AUGGUAUCUCUACCGGUAGCUAUCUCUCUCUAUGUGUCAUUAUCAUAUGUUGUUGCACUGCACAUAUCCUUUAAGGGCAUAAAUGACUAUAAGAUGCGUAGAGAUGAUCCUCGGGUGAUCAAGUCGCGGAUGAAACGAGUUCUCGGUGUCACAUUGAUUAAUAUUGUCCUCAUCCCGUGGUUUCAUGCCAUAUAUUCUCAAGGUGAGUGCAACUUUAUUGAGGCAUUUCUGAGACUGGGCCUUAUUCCUGGCAUUCUGUAUGGGCAAGGCAUCCUUCGAUUUGCAUGGGGGCUGUUCUUUUCGAGUGUCGUGAACUGUCUCAAACUUAUGUGCAUACUGUAUUGCGGACCUCUUUUGGAUAACUUACUUUACUACUUACUCGUACCAGGAGUUUCCGUGAAGAGUAUGUUCAUCGAUGUUUAUAAUGAAUUGUUCAACAUAUGGGGACUAAGAAAUUACGUGUUUGCUCCACUCACAGAAGAAUUAUUUUACACUGCCAUGAUCAUCAACAAUUACCUGAUUACGGACCAAAAGUCAACUACAUUCAACUCAGUAAUUUUCUUAUCACCUUUAUUUUUUGGAGUAGCCCACGUUCAUCAUGGAUUUGAAAUGUAUUCCAUAGGAUUAUAUUCGACGCUCAACAUUUUAUUUUCUGUUCUGUUCCAAACUGUGUACACAACUGCAUUUGGAAUCUUCACGAAUUAUGUUUUCGUUAGAACGGGCGGAAACCUAUGGUGCUGUAUCUUCUUGCAUGCAAUGGCAAAUUACUUAGGAUUUCCUGGAGGGUCGGAGUUGAGCUCACAGCUUCAUAUAGUCCAGCAUAAGUGUUCACGCUUAGUGAUCGUAUUUGGAGCACUAUGGAAGUGGAUAUAUAUCGGGUUACUGUUAGUUGGAGUUGCAGAGUUCAAGAAUAACCUCUGGAACUUGACGCAAAGUCCAUAUGAAUUGAGAAUUACUAGAAGUGCCCAAUGA